This is a messenger RNA of Penicillium pulvis, 2460 nucleotides long. Its product is annotated as peptidase family M20/M25/M40 protein. Bases 1 to 2460 code for a protein of 819 amino acids. The transcript has a single exon. The record is from RefSeq and is a predicted model, not a curated record. NCBI's taxonomy places the organism in Eukaryota, Fungi, Ascomycota, Eurotiomycetes, Eurotiales, Aspergillaceae.
AUGUCUGAAAAUAUAAUGAUGGGUCAAGAGCCCACGCCAUCCACGUCCCUUGGCGAACGGCGUGGGCAUCGCCUUGCGCCGCUAAAUACAAACUUUGCCCGGCCAGCUGCAGUCCCGGCCACUAAGUCCCAGUCACGAUCACGUCCUCGUCCAUCCGAAUAUCCCAGCACCAAUGGCUCGGAGGGGCCGGUCCCUCUCCAGAGCCCGGUACGGCGCCAAUCAUCAAAAUCUUCGCUGCGCAGUUUGUUCAGUCGCGACAAAUCGUCGCGUGCCGCUGCCGCACCGGAUACCAAAUUAACUGAGAUUGAUGAAUCCCAGCCGCCUCCAGUACAACAAACACAACCAAUCGCGCCAAUUGAGCCAGAACCAGAGACACUGCUGUCCCCGGGUCUAACCAGCCCCGGUACCGAUCCAACCACUCCGACCACCCUCACGUCCCCGACAACACCUCGGGCCCGGGCCACAUUGAAAACAGCUCGACCGCGGCCCGCCGAGUCGAAUCCGCCCCCAUCACGGGAGCAGUACGGAUGGAAGCCACCACCGUUAUUUCAAGCCUAUCCGCAAUCGACUAAACAUGAAAGUCUUACGGCGCCGGCGAUGUCGGCAGAUGCGAUCUUACGCCUGCAUGCGACAACCGGGAAGAGUGUGGCGGAGGAUGCUAGGAACCGAAUAGGGCAAGAGGAUGCGAAGAAAAAAGAGCAAAGGGAACGGAAACAUCUUCGCACAUUGUCAGGGACAAUCAACAAGGUUGAGUGGACCAACAAGAUCUACGUGCUGGCCACGACGGGUUUUAUUCUCCAAUAUGCCGGGGAAGGGAAGCACGAUCGCCUGCCCGAAAAGAUGCUGCAAUUGGGUCCUAAGUCGGUGGCAUUUGCCAGUGAUGCAAUUCCUGGGAAGCACUGGGUUGUUCAGGUGUCUCAGAACUCAGGUGUCGACUCCAAUUCAGAUGCAGAGCCGUCGAAGCCUAAACUCUCGUCUCGCUUUGGAUUUCAUCGAUCUCAUGCGCGUCGUUUGGCCCGCAGCUUCCUCUUGGUGUUUGAUAACCCGGACUCCAUGAUUGCCUGGCUUAUGGCAAUUCGUGCUGAGAUCGAAUCUCGCGGCGGUCCCAAAUUCAUAACUGAGAAAUACUCGGAUGACGAUGCAGAUGCUCCUCAGCUUCGGUCCAAAUCGAGUGUUCGACAAAUGGUGAAAAAGGAUCCCCAUCGUAUCUCCAGCUUGUUUCUUCAGCCGCAGACCCUGCGAUCCCCCGAGGACGAGGAUGAUGGCACUUCGGUCGGUGGUUUGACCUGGCAGUCACGACGAAGCUCGUACGUGUCUGUCAGUCGGUCGGUGGUAAAUUCUAGGGCAGGAUCGGCCUCCACGGCUAGAACGGAAGCUACUGGUUCAACAAACGGAAAUGGGUCCGAAUGCCCUUCCGCUUUCACCGCAAUGAGCCCGCCUAUGAACCCACCUCAUUUCCCACCGACAGGAAAUGGUGCUGCGGUACUGGAAGAGCCGAAGGGGCCUGAGGUAGAUCCUCCAUAUACUCGCAGUCCACCUACUCCUGGCCAGGAGAAGCGACACUCCUUACAUGGGUCCCCGAAGGCGCAGGCAAUCCCGGUGCCUAUGAAUCAAGAGUCAGUUCAGGCCAAUCAUAUUCAAUCCAACGUCCCCGAAACCCUAGUCCGAUGUGCCUCGCCGCCAGCUCCGAACUUCAGCGUGCCUUUAUUUAGCAAGAAGUUUGCGUCAAGACCAGCCGUUGCCUCCAUCUCCCAGGUUGCUGCUACUCCUCCUCCGUCUGUAGCUGGUUUUCUGCGCCGAGGUGAAAGUACAGGCGAUUUCAGCAUCUCCAGUAUCUCCUCGCCCCCACAGUCUCCGACUUAUAGCGUUGCAAGCUCGCGUCAGACAGACUCUUCCGAGCCACCAUUUUUGGUCCGCGAUGGCACUCGACGCACCUUGCGCGCUUCCAACUCGGAGGACGCUUUAUCCAGAGUCAUUCGCCAGGCACCAGAACACGGCAAUGCGUUCGCCCGUAUGGCCCGACAGACAGCUCCCUCCAAUAUCAGCCCCCCUUCGUCUCGUCCUCUCAGUUUGGUCGGUCGACCCGGGCUGGGGAUACAUAUGGUCAGCGAAUCGGACGUACUGAGUAUUCCACCAGUCGAGCCAAUACCACGAAAUCGUGUGUCUACUGCGCAGACCGACCAUCAAAAUAUGUCACGCCGAAAGAGCAUGCCUGGACUCAGCCUGGGGCCUCCCGCUGCACCUCCACCUAAUUGUCCCCUCCCCAAAAUUCCUUCUCCCAUUGCUGCGCAGGCGCUGCCCUCUUGGUCAACCAGUCCUCCCGUCAACCGGUUUUACCAAUCACAACAGGCUAGUGAACAAGUCCGAAAUGACCGGAAAUUUGGUGUUUCGAAUGGAAAUACGGCACAACCGGUAUCAGGUGGCUCGAGAACAGCUGCUCGGCAGUCCAGAAUGAUUUGA